CUGGUUGAAGGAGUGGCCAGUGUGAUACGAGCAGCGCCAUUUCCACUUUUGGUGCCUCGAAGCCAAAUGGCGAGUGCCUUCGACCCCCACGCCUUUGCGGUUGCCAUGGAGCUGGCCAACCAGCUAUCGAGCGACGGUGCGUUUGUCGAUGAACUAGACAACGCCAAGAGCGACGACUUCGUUGACAUUUCCUGCGACGACGUGGAGAGGGAUCCCGUACUCGACAGCGACGGCGUUCAAGUAUUCCGAGAAUCGAUUCCAGAUAGUGUCUGCAUUGACACCCCGGUCUUGAAUGCGGCUGAGUACACAAAAGAAGCAACCAUAGUGCACGGCCUGAAGUCGAGCUCUAGCUGGUGGUCGCUGAUCGAGCACAUGGUGGAUGUGUCGGCCGACGAUUUGUUGGAGAUGAACUGGUGACCAAUCGCCCGUUAGGUGAUCUCGUAAAUGGACCAAAAUGCGCAACGGGCUAUACACGCACGGUCACAUCGGCUUACGAACUUCUACAAAAACAGUAUCAAAGAGUAUGUAGUAAGGGCGUACAUGUAAACUUUGCAACUAAAUAAAUUAUACAACAAUACUUUCAAG
Molecule: messenger RNA, 585 nt
Organism: Phytophthora nicotianae INRA-310
Lineage: Eukaryota; Oomycota; Peronosporomycetes; Peronosporales; Peronosporaceae
Exons: 1
Coding region: 67-417 (116 amino acids)
Source: RefSeq, a predicted model, not a curated record